Ochlerotatus camptorhynchus is the source of this 921-nucleotide messenger RNA. It is a transcript of the gene MED4, whose product is annotated as mediator complex subunit 4. Gene Ontology annotation, molecular function: transcription coregulator activity. The transcript has 2 exons. Gene Ontology annotation, cellular component: core mediator complex; mediator complex. NCBI's taxonomy places the organism in Eukaryota, Metazoa, Arthropoda, Insecta, Diptera, Culicidae. The coding region runs from base 73 to 879 and encodes 268 amino acids. Gene Ontology annotation, biological process: regulation of transcription by RNA polymerase II. The record is from RefSeq and is a predicted model, not a curated record.
UCCGCCCGUGCGUAUAAUCCGGCUUUAUAGUGCAACUUUGGUUCAAUAAUCGGAAAAUUCACCCAAAUUACCAUGUCAUCCUAUCAUCUAAGCACUAAGGAGCGCCUGCUGGCCAUCGUGGACGACAUCGAAAUCAUUGCAAAAGAAUUGAUCGAGAACACGAUAGCUCCGAAACAUCAGAAAAUAUCCAGUGUUGAUCAUGGGCAGCUGGUGGAACUGCUCGUAACCAAGGAUAAGGAACUGAAGUCAACGCUGCAGCUGGCAGCCGAACAGGCAGGCAUCGAGAAAAAGAUGGAUGGACUGAGGGAACAGGUCAAGGAGCAGGACGAGGAAAUCAAUCAGCUGCAGAAGCAGCUGAAGGAAGCCGAACACAUUCUGGCGACGUCGAUCUUCCAGGCACGGCAGAAGUUGACCAGUAUUAACAAAGCCGUCAAGCGGCCGGUAUCGUCGGAGGAAUUGAUCAAGUUUGCCCACCGGAUCAGUGCAUCGAAUGCGAUCUGUGCACCGCUAACGUGGCAACAGGGUGAUCUGCGGAGGCCCUACCCGACGGACAUUGAGAUGCGGUUAGGUUUCCUGGGCAAGUCGGAUCUGAACAUCAAUGGGCACAACCUACAGAACCAGAACAGUCUGAACGAGUUACACCGGAACACGACAGCGGUCGGCGGUGGUGCCGCGGGAGCCGGAGGUGGAGUGGCAGAAAUCCCAGCGUCGGCUCAGAAUCAGUUUGCCUGGCACCCGUCCGGGGAACUGCACAUGACGAUGGGAUCCGGAGCGGGGUCGGUUCCACUGGACACCCGGGCGCACAAGGACGCCUCGCAGGACGACGUGGAGGUGAUGUCCACGGACAGUUCCAGCUCCAGCUCGAGCGAUUCGCAGUGAUUUGGGGUUCCCGGUAUGGUAAGUAUUUUCGUUUUAAGAUUA